CGGGAACGAUGUCGUCCUAUGGCCAACUGCUCAGCGCCCGCUGCUCUUCGCCCUGCGAGGUGAUGUGUAGCCAACCCUACGUCGACGCCUGCAGCGAGCCCUGCGUCGCUUCCUGCGGAGAAUCCCGAGCCAUCGUCUACGCCCCGCCCGUGGUCGUGACAUUCCCGGGGCCCAUCAUCAGCUCCUGCCCCACGGAGAGCAUCGUUGGGUCGUCCAUCCCCGAAAUCGGCGGGGGGAUGGGGUCUGGAGGGGGCGGGAUGGGAUCUGGAGGCGGCGGGAUGGGAUCUGGAGGAGGGAUGGGGUCUGGAGGUGGUGGGAUGGGGUCUGGAGGCGGCUCCUGCGGGGGUGGGAUGUCACGUCUGGAGAGCCUCUACCGCGGCUCCUAUUUCUCAGGCUACGGCAGGAAUUAUUAUCCCUAUUUUUCCCGAGGGUACUACAGGUAUCGCUACGGGAACUACGGGCCUUUUUAACCCUUUAAAGCUGAGGAAUGUCCACAGGAAAAAUAGGAUGCAAAGUAGUACUUGACGGCUAGGAAUUCCAAGCAGUCUCUGCUCCAGCUGAUCCGGCCGGAGCCGGGGUUGUUUGGAUCUUGUUGUGCUUUAUCCAAGGCUUAGGGUCCCGAUGUUCCCUCCCUUUGUCCCUCGCUCCUGUUGUGUUUUGUACUCCCUGAACCUGAAGAGUCAAACCAGUCAUGGGACUUGGCUGUGAAAGUGUCCAGGUGGAGAAGGAAUGUCUCGGAAUGACUGCUGGACUGGAGUCCAGGCCGAAAUGGGAAUGCUGAAAUGGGAAUUCUGACAUGGAGAUUCUGUUCUUUGUCUCUGUAGUGCCUCAUCCCACCUUUUGUUUGUAUUAAAGCCCUGUUGCAUCACA
Molecule: messenger RNA, 870 nt
Organism: Parus major (Great Tit)
Lineage: Eukaryota; Metazoa; Chordata; Aves; Passeriformes; Paridae
Product: feather keratin B-4-like
Exons: 2
Coding region: 9-470 (153 amino acids)
Cellular component (GO): intermediate filament
Molecular function (GO): structural constituent of cytoskeleton
Source: RefSeq, a predicted model, not a curated record